CAAAGCUCUUACUACAUCUGCAUCCAGAUUUCCAUUGAGUGGCUACUGUGCUCCCCUCCCCCUUCGCAAACUCCAUUAAUCUCUCCUCAAAAUUCUCUCUUUCUUCACACCACCGCCACCAUGUCGACCUCAGGCAUCGGCGGCGGCCUCUUCUCAAGCUUUCAUGGAAGCCGGACUUCACCGUUCUAUGGCGAGGACAGAGCCGCUCUCAGCAAAGCAGUCUCCUUUCCCCUUCGAAGCUCCAAGCCUUUGCGACCUUCCCCAAUCAUGAAGAACGUCAAUGAAGGCAAAGGUAUUUUCGCUCCGGUGGUGGUUUUCACCAGGAACAUCAUUGGGAAGAAGAGAUUCAAUCAGCUCAGAGGAAAGGCCAUAGCUCUUCAUUCUCAGGUGAUUACUGAGUUUUGCAAGACCAUUGGAGCCGAUGGAAAGCAAAGGCAGGGGUUGAUCAGGCUGGCCAAGAAGAAUGGAGAGAAGCUUGGUUUUCUAGCUUAAGAAGGAUGGAAAAAAAUUGUUUUUUUUAUUAUUAUUAUUUAAAGAGUUCUUCCCCUCUAUUUCCACUCCUUUCAAUUUGAACUGAUGUAAUGUAAAUUUCUAAUAUGGAAGCUACAGUAACAGAUCUCUGCAAGCUCAUUGUUUGACUCUGAACAGAGUGAAAUAUGCUAUGAUUUUGAGGGAAUUUAGAUUUUUU
Molecule: messenger RNA, 688 nt
Organism: Dendrobium catenatum
Lineage: Eukaryota; Viridiplantae; Streptophyta; Magnoliopsida; Asparagales; Orchidaceae
Product: protein PROTON GRADIENT REGULATION 5, chloroplastic
Exons: 2
Coding region: 121-492 (123 amino acids)
Biological process (GO): response to high light intensity; photosynthetic electron transport in photosystem I
Cellular component (GO): chloroplast
Molecular function (GO): electron transfer activity
Source: RefSeq, a predicted model, not a curated record